Aspergillus ruber CBS 135680 is the source of this 1175-nucleotide messenger RNA. RefSeq lists its product as uncharacterized. The record is from RefSeq and is a predicted model, not a curated record. Lineage: Eukaryota; Fungi; Ascomycota; Eurotiomycetes; Eurotiales; Aspergillaceae. The transcript is spliced from 2 exons. Bases 110 to 889 code for a protein of 259 amino acids.
GCGAAGCUGGGUUUUCCUCUCGCCGGCUUCGGUAUUUUUUUCAGUGACAGUGACAGAACUCAACACUUGAUCAUUUUACCUCAGCCUACUUGUCCUCCCCCUCCCUAUCAUGUCAGAUUUUGACCCUCCCUACGGCUACCCUCUCCGCCGUAACGGCUCCUGUCUCAGCACCGAGAAGAACUGCGGCAAAACCUGGGACCCCUGGUACCGAUGCUGUCCCUCAGGUACCUCCUGCGAAGAUAAUUGUUGCCCGGAUGGCGUAGACUGCGGGCAACGACUCGGACAAGACCCCCAUUGUGCCAACGACACGGCCACGCUCUAUCGGGCCAAGGGUAGCGAAGACGACAGUCCGGCAUCGGGUUAUUUCUGCUGUGUUGAUGGCACUAAGGCGUUUCAGGAUGAUCGGACUUGGGUAGGAUGUGCGGAUUCGUGGGAGUCAUUUAACGCGAAUGAUUCAUAUACAGCGGCGUUGUCUAUUAGUGCACCUGCUUCGACUAGCACGAGUGCCACGAUUUCAUCAAUGUCAGCAUCCACGGCCAUGGCCACGGCCACUGCUACGUCUGACGCAGACUCAUCAUCUUCGUCCUCUUCUUCUACCAAUACCGGCGCCAUCGCUGGCGGUGUCGUUGGAGGUGUGGUUGGAGCUGCACUGAUACUCGCCUUGCUAUGGUUUUUCAUCCAUCGUCGUCGGAAGGCAGCGGCAGCAUCACAAACGGCGCCUGGGCCGCAUAUGGCCGGAGACAUGGGAUAUAUUCCCUGGGCACAGGCUCCGCAGCAAAGGAUACAGGAGUUGGAGGAUGCCAAGCAGCCGCAGCCGCCAGCGCCGUUGCAGGAGCUCGAGGGUAAUUCCGAGCAUCAGGUUCAUGAGUUACCGACCAGUCACCGGUGAUGAUGGGUAGUGUCUUGAUUUCGCUGUUGAUAUCGUUUGGAGAAGAUGUUCAAAAAUGACAAGAUGGAGUACAUGGAGUUAUGGAUGAGUUAUGAGUUCUAGAUGGAUAGUUUGGAGUGAUCUAGCCGGAUUUUUUAUCAAGCAAGUCUACUGUAAGUAAUGGAGAUAUCACCUACUACCUUAAUUGACAAUAUAUAAUGCCAGCGGCCUCCGUCCAGGGCUCACAACAUUCCACAAACCCUCCUCGUCACAUCAUCGUCACCAAUUCUUGUAUUUCUUAUCUAGU